Drepanopeziza brunnea f. sp. 'multigermtubi' MB_m1 is the source of this 1566-nucleotide messenger RNA. RefSeq lists its product as uncharacterized. Gene Ontology annotation, biological process: cellular response to biotic stimulus. NCBI's taxonomy places the organism in Eukaryota, Fungi, Ascomycota, Leotiomycetes, Helotiales, Drepanopezizaceae. The record is from RefSeq and is a predicted model, not a curated record.
AUGGCCUCUAACCCGACGAGCGUCAAUGGCUCCGAGAGCGAGUUCGAGUUCAUCGAGACGCCUAAAGCUCCGACGCCCACAUUCGAGAAAUUCGAAGAGUGCGGUGUGAGGACGACUUCUUAUCCAGCUAUCAAGAAUGCGCCUCUCCCAGCAGAUGCCGCCGGCAACACUAGCUUCUCCAACCUCCUCCUCUUCGGACUUAUUACAAUUGUACCAACAUACAUGUCGUUCAAGGUUCGCGGUGGAUUGAAGACCUCCCUGUUCUUCGGACUCUUCACCACAAUCCCCAUCCUGAUCGGUUUCUGGUUUGUGGCUUCGUCGUACAGCCCUCGCAAGAAUGAGAAGGCCAAGUACCCAGGUCGUCCCGUCGAGCAUUAUCUUACCUUCAAGAAAGAAGCCGAUAAGGCCACGUACCACGGACAAAACAAGAUUCCUAUGGAGACUUUCUACGCUAUGUACUUUGACGGCGAUGUCGAGUUUAACGGGGAUGCUUUGGAGGUCCUGGAAUACAGACACGACUGGGCCAGCUUUAGGUUUACUCUGGGCUUGGUCAAGCAUGUCUUUUUGGUCUUUGCGCCAGAAGUCAUUAUGCACACCAGAUCUCAGGAUGAGGAGCAGGUUCGCGACCACUACGACCGAGGCGACGACUUCUACGGAUGGUUCUUGGGCCCGCGCAUGGUUUACACUUCUGGUAUCAUCUCCGACAAGAACCAGGAGGAGACUCUCGAACAGCUCCAGGAUAACAAGCUUGCCAUCGUCUGCGAGAAGAUCGACCUCAAGGAGGGUGAGACCCUUUUGGAUAUCGGCUGCGGAUGGGGAACUCUUGCCAAGUUUGCCAGUGUCAACUACGGCGCCAAGGCCACUGGAAUUACUCUUGGUCGCAACCAGACUGCCUGGGGAAACAACGGACUGCGAAAGGCCGGUAUCUCUGAGGAGCAGAGCAAGAUUCUCUGCAUGGACUACCGCGAUAUCCCAGUCCCCGAAGGCAAAUACCAGAAGAUCACCUGCCUCGAGAUGGCCGAGCACGUUGGCAUGCGUCAUCUGACUCCAUUCCUUCAACAGUGUAACGACAUGAUGGACGACGACGGAGUCUUCUUCCUCCAAGUUGCUGGGCUGAGAAAGAGCUGGCAGUACGAGGAUCUUAUCUGGGGUCUUUUCAUGAACAAGUACAUCUUCCCGGGAGCCGACGCUUCAUGCCCACUCAACAACUACAUCAGCGCCGUCGAAAGUGCCGGAUGGGAGGUCAAGACCAUUGAUACCGUUGGUGUACACUACUCUGCCACUCUCUGGAGGUGGUACCGAAACUGGCUCGCCAACCAGGACAAGGUCAAGGCCAAGUACGGAAACAGAUGGUACAGGAUCUGGGAAUUUUUUCUCGCCUAUUCUACCAUCAUCUCCCGCCAAGGAGGAGCUGCCUGCUACCAGAUGACCUUGGUCAAGAACCUCAACUCCACUCACCGCAUUGAAGGCAUCGACACGCAGUUCUCGCUUAGUGGGGCUCUCAACGCUGCUAAGGCUGCGGGCAAGGCCGUCUUUCCUAAGAACGUUGAGAAGGCUCUGAGCUGA